CCCACAAAGCAAUGGCGGCCCAGAACGCUCCCCUAGUCACGUGACUGACCCCGUGCUGUCUGAAAUUGGCCUCGCUAGGCGGCGAAGUAGCCUCUAUGAUCGUCCCUUAGUCAUAGAAGCGGAGCCGAGGGUGGAACGCGUUCUCUGCCUGCUUUCUACUUCCGGUGGGCCGCUUUCCCUUACAACUGUGUCAAGUGCCGUGGUGUUAAACUGGAGCUUCUUAGUCUCCUAGGAUUUUCCCCUACUCGGUGGCAGAAAAGAUGCUUGAUAACAUCAAAUCCUGGGCGGAGUACAUUGUGGAAUGGGCUGCUAAGGACCCAUAUGGAUUUCUAACCACAGUGAUCUUGGCUCUCACCCCCUUAUUCUUAGCAAGUGCACUACUGUCAUGGAAACUGGCAAAAAUGAUUGAAGCCAGGGAGCGAGAACAAAAGAAGAAACAAAAACGCCAGGAAAAUAUUGCUAAAGCUAAACGAACAAAGAAGGACUAAAAUGGUAACCUACUGGACAGAACUCUCUCCUUUUCUAAACGAAGUACUGUUCUUACGUUUUGUACUUUUUUGUUGUAAAUUUUAGAGAUCAUGUGCAAAAACCUAAGAAUUCCAGAAAUUUGUUUAAUUUGCAUUAAAGUUUAAUCAGUUUGAGUAGUUUUGUCCUGGGACAUAUUUUCUAAUUUGGAAUCUAUUUGUAAGCUACUUUAAGUACAUUCAUACAGCAUACUCAUAAAAAUAUUAACUGAUUGAUGAUUAAAGACCUACAAACUUAAAAUUUUAUCAUAUGGAAAA
Molecule: messenger RNA, 782 nt
Organism: Heteronotia binoei (common prickly gecko)
Lineage: Eukaryota; Metazoa; Chordata; Lepidosauria; Squamata; Gekkonidae
Gene: SMIM15
Product: small integral membrane protein 15
Exons: 3
Coding region: 261-488 (75 amino acids)
Source: RefSeq, a predicted model, not a curated record